Rhodofomes roseus is the source of this 2099-nucleotide messenger RNA. Its product is annotated as MFS general substrate transporter. The record is from RefSeq and is a predicted model, not a curated record. Gene Ontology annotation, cellular component: membrane. Gene Ontology annotation, biological process: transmembrane transport. The transcript is spliced from 12 exons. Lineage: Eukaryota; Fungi; Basidiomycota; Agaricomycetes; Polyporales; Fomitopsidaceae. Bases 313 to 1926 code for a protein of 537 amino acids. Gene Ontology annotation, molecular function: transmembrane transporter activity.
AAAGCGUUGGAUUUCUCAUGCUCUUUGCGCGCCCGCAUGGUCGGGCGACCGCCUGUCCUUGUCAGCGGUCACAAAUCACCUGUACGCUGAAUCAUCUGAGCUCGUCAGCUUCCUGUUCCCUCUCGCCGUUUCUAUUUAUCGGUUCGCAGUGGUGUUAGAGUGGGAGCGCACGGGCCCACGGACGCGAGUUACGCUUCCGAGUCAGUCGCUUCCUCCACCUUCCAAAUACCGCUCAGUGCGAGCAGCACGUCGUCGACGGCUGGACAUAAAGCUCGCUGCCGUCUCUAGCAGGCUCUUCGUCGUACCACCACCAUGUCGACUCGUACUCUUUCCGCGAACGAACCUACGCGAUCUUCGACGGAGCUGGAGAAGAAGGAUGCCACCGCGUUGGCGGAGUCUCCCUUGCAGGACCCGUAUCCGCAUGCGUAUGCAGAAGAGGACCUAUUUGAAGAGGGCGCGGUCGAUGCUGUCUACCAAGCCAAGGCUCGCGUAUUGAACGCCGCGGUUCGGGAAAUCGGGAUGGGUAGAUAUCAGUGGUACCUCUUCGUUGUAGCUGGGUUCGGAUGGUUUUCCGACAGCGUGUGGCCACUGGUGGCAGGCUUGAUUCUCAAUCCCGUUGUAGCUGAAUUUCAAGUAGACAGUCAAUGGCUGUCCUUGGCGUUGAACAUCGGCCUGUUCGCUGGUGCGGUCUUCUGGGCAUUGGGAUGUGAUAUUUGGGGGCGCAGGUGGCCCUUCAACUUCACUCUAUUCAUUGCUGGAGUGUUCGGGCUUGCAGCCGGGGGUUCGCCCAACUUCGUUACGUUGGCGUCCUUGUUUGCUGUCGUGGGUUUUGGCGUCGGAGGUAACAUGCCUGUCGACUCUGCCGUGUUCCUGGACUUUGUCCCGGGAAGCCAUCAAUUCCUACUCACUAUUCUGUCCAUAUGGUGGGCUAUUGGUCAAUUAGUCGCGAGUCUGAUCGCCUGGCCACUUAUCUCCAAUCUCUCUUGUCCUGAGACUGCGACGGUCUGCACCAAAUCCGAGAACAUGGGCUGGCGGUACCUUCUGUUCACCCUUGGAGGCAUGACGCUUGUCCUCUGGGCCAUCCGCUUCUUCGCGUUCAACCUCGAGGAGAGCCCGCGGUACCUAGUUGGGCGUGGCCGCGAUGCCGAUGCUGUGGCCGUCAUUCACAGGAUAGCUGCGUUCAACGGCCGCACUUCCAGCCUAACCGUUGAGCAGCUUGCCGCGGCAGGUGAACGCGCCGCAGAGGCGAACAAAGCUGCUGCAGGCGCAGGCAACGAGCGCACACUCUUGAGCGGGACGUCUGUAUGGACAACGUACCACAUCAGGAGUUUGUUCAGGACGGCAAAACUUGCUUGGUCGACUAGUUUACUCAUCGUCAUCUGGGGAAUAAUCGGACUUGCAUCCACCUUAUACAACAGCUUCCUGCCAUACAUUCUUGCGCACCGCGACGCCGGCUAUGGAGACAGCUCUUACUACACGACGUAUCGUCAAGAGGUUAUCCUCGGCGCGAUCGGCGUGCCGAGCGCGCUGGUUGCAGGAUGGGCGGUCGAGCUUCCGCGGAUCGGUCGGAAAGGCACUUUGGCAAUCUCGGCGGGGCUCACUGGUGUCUUUCUCUUCGCGAGUACCACCUCCCACACCUCAAAUGCGCUGCUGGGGUGGAACUGUGGGUACGCAUUUGCAAGUAACAUCAUGUAUGGUGUCUUGUAUGCUAUCUCGCCCGAGGUCUUUCCCGCCAAAGAUCGGGGUACGGGUAACGGGCUGACGGCCACUGCAACUCGCGUGUUUGGAAUCAUAGCCCCGGUUAUUGCGAUGUACGCCAACCUCGAGACGGCAGCGCCUGUGUACGUCUCGGGCGCACUGAUCAUAGGCAGCGGGGCUCUGGCCCUCCUUCUGCCUUAUGAGCCGAGGGGGCGGACGUCUAGCUGAGACGCCAAUACGGGGAAAGGUAGGUAAAUUGAAGGCUUAUGUGUACUCGAAUAGUUUCAUGUAAGGUUGUAAUGGUUUCUCUUCUUGGUGUUGUAGCCGUGCUCUCUUGUUGUAGAAUCGCUCUAGACUCAAUGUUAUGACCGUAAUGAUCCCCCUUCUCUUCUCCACCAUAU